GACCAAGCCUCGGCAAAAUAUUCACCGAAUAUGUACAUUUAAAAUCUGGGAUAACAUUAGUUAUGGGGAUUUUAAAUUACAUAGUUGGAGUAUUUUCUUCGGUUCGUUCUGGGUGACGUGCACCGACUCGGUGGCCGUCCGUCCGAGCGGCGGGUCGACGCGGUCACUCGGCGUUCUCAGCUCCGCUGAACGUUGGAGUCUCGGAGGCUAAAAAUAGCGUUUAAUUUUGCUUCUUUUUUUUUUUUUUUUUUUGACGCAGCCUGCCUACUAACUCCGUGAGGCGAUACUGUGUUUCAGCACAAAACAAACAGGAACACUGGACAAGUUAAGUAUUGGACGGACUUCCAAACGCAGUUAGCACCUUAAGCUAAUUAAUUCAACGAGUUAAGAUUAAAAAAAGAAAAUCUCCGAAACUGGUUCUAACAUGUCGGACGUAGUUUCAAAACCACACUGUUCUAGUGUCAGUCUAUUAGUAGUAUCACCUGUAUUUAACCCUCAGGGGCUUUUUAUGGGGUAAUAAUCCAAGUUAAGAAGAAGUCUGUUUUUACCUUUAAGCCCCUUUCACACAGCCGAGAAAAGUUGGCACUUCCUACCUUUUUCCGUAUGGUCAUUGACAUGGAAGUCGACCUGACCAUUUUACAACUUCGGAAGCAGUAUCAGGAGACUCUUUCACAAGGAGAUUCCCAAAAAUUAGCAGAAUCGGAGUAAUAAAAGAAUAUCCAGCCUGUCUCCGCUUGUGCCUUUCUCACAGAACUCAGCAAAGAGACAUUUGAAGGAACUGAAGCCCCAUGCGCACCACCGGUAAUAGCUGGAUUGUUUUCCUUUCUGUUUCAUUGUCACAUGGAAGUCGACACAGCAACAUUCCAACUCCAGCGGCGUGGACGCCUGCCAUAGCGGCUCAAGUGUUCACUGAGAGGGGAAGCAUGCUUGGAUCACAAACGGCCCGCGACUGCUGAGGAGGACCUCCGUGCAGGUUCAGGCUGGCUGCAGAGGAGGAGGAGCUUCCUGAUCCAUGGAGAAUUAUUUUCAAGCAGAGGCCUUCAACCUGGACAAGGUGUUAGACGAGUUUGAGCAGAACGAAGAUGAGACCGACUCUCCUCUUCUCACGGACGCCAAGUGGACUCAGAUUCUGGCCCCACCUGCCCACCUGCUCUCGCUAAACCCCGCCCUGGCCCACGCUGACUUCAGCCCCCUGGAGAGUCCGCAGCCGCUCAAGACCUUCCCGGAUCGCAAAAGACCAACGGGCGGCGAGCCGGCCGAUGUCCACAGCCCGCCCCUGCCUCAGCCCAACAUCGGCAAAUUGGUGGGGACGGACAGCCGGUCGCCGCCGCCCGUCACGGCCUGCGAGGAGCAGCGAGGGGACGCCUCCGCCGCGUCCCGCUUCACCUUCGAGGUGGGACUAGAGCAAGAAGGGGCUCCCGCCGAGAAAGUUCAUCCGCACGUGGAGCCCACGACAUUGAACGGAGAAGGCUGUUCGCCGGACUUUGAGCAAGUAAGACACAGUGGCGAGCUGGUAGAAAGUCUUCUGAAUGGUGCGGCGGGUUGUUGCUCCGUGUCUCGACUUGAGUCUGAGCAGCUCCUUCCCAACGGCUUGCAACCCGAGGACGGGAGCCGCCUAAACGUACUGGACGAUGAAGCGGAGGAGAGGUUCUCUCCCUCGCCCGUGCCCUCCAAGGAAGACUCUGUGACAGAGGAGAAAGAGAUGGAGGAGAGCAAGCAGGAGAGCGCUGACGUGGCGGCGUCAGGCGGUAUUCGAACGAAACUGAACAGCCGUCUGCAGCCGGUCAGCGUCCCAUAUGGCGGGGCGCGACCCAAGCAGCCCGUCAGCCUCAAACUCCAAAUCCCGCAGCCUCUAGCGGGUCAGGUGCAGAAUCAGCUCAGUAGCAAGAACAAGAACCUGGACGGCCGCAGGGCGACGCCGCCCGAAACGACGCCCGGCGGGACCGAGGCGACUUUGGCGGUGAACGGCGUCGAGGUCCUCCCGAAUUCCCCUCUCGCGUUGUGCUCGCAGAGUCCGGACAACGACCUUCAGGCGGGACAUCAACACGGUUCCAUCGGCGGGAAGUCCCCAAGCUCGCUGGGCGAGGUGGCUCCCGUGUGGGUGCCCGACGCGCAGGCCCCCGCUUGCAUGAGGUGCGACGCCAAGUUCACUUUCACCAAGAGGAGGCACCACUGCAGGGCCUGUGGCAAGGUGUUCUGUGCCACGUGCUGCGGCCUGAGAUGCAAACUGGGAUACAUGGACGGGAAGGAGGCUCGCGUCUGCGUCACCUGUCAUUCGGGCCUAACCAGCGGUGAGCGCGGAACAUCGUUUGAAGCCGUUCCCAACGGGCUUAAUUUAUCCACAUCUCCGACGCUGUCGGAUUCUCAGGUCACGGUCGGCAACAAUCAGAGUCCCAACCCCAACAACCCGGCCGAAUACUGCUCCACCAUCCCCCCCCUGCAACAGGCCCAGGCCUCGGGCGUGCUCGGCUCGCCGCCGCCUACCGUCAUGGUGCCGGUGGGUGUCCUCAAGCCGCCUGGCAACGAGGGAUCUGUUACACGGGAGCAGAGAAGGGUGUGGUUUGCGGACGGCGUCCUACCAAAUGGCGACGAGGCAGAGUCCCCGAAAGCUCCUGUGCUCUCAACGAAUGCAAACAAAACCUCGGGAUCGGAUGGUGUCGAGGCGGUGCCCGCCCCUAUGGGUCCGCUGGGCAGUCCGCUGGGCAGUGCCCUCAGCUUGAUCCCCGAGGACGGACUCCCUCCCAUCCUCAUCUCCACCGGAGUCAAAGGAGGUACGGGAGGCCACAUCACAGACUAUGCAGUGGAGGAGCGUCCGUCGGCGAUGGUCCUCAUGCAGCAGCUGGAGGAGGGAGGCCCUGACCCUCUGGUCUUUGUUCUCAAUGCUAACCUGCUCGCCAUGGUCAAGCUUGUCAACUAUGUCAACAGGAAGUGCUGGUACAUGACAACAAAGGGUAUGCAUGCCGUAGGCCAGGCCGAGGUUGUGGUUCUGCUCCAGUGUCUACCUGACGAGAAGACCAUCCCAAAGGACAUCUUCAAACACUUUGUGCAGCUCUACCAGGAGGCCCUCGGCGGCAACGUGCUGGGCCACCUGAGCCACUCCUUCUUCACGCAGAGCUUCCUGGGCAGCAGGGAGCACGGCGGCUUCCUCUACGUAAACCCCACCUUCCAGUCCCUGCAGGACCUACUGCUGCCCAACCCGCCUUUCCUCUUCGGCGUACUCAUCCAGAAAUGGGAAACACCCUGGGCCAAGGUCUUCCCCAUCCGCCUCAUGCUGCGGCUGGGCGCCGAGUACCGAUUUUACCCGUGCCCGCUGUUCAGCGUGCGCUUCCGGAAGCCGCUCUUUGGCGAGACUGGUCACACCAUCAUGAAUCUGCUGGCUGACUUUCGCAACUACCAGUACUCGCUGCCGAUGGUCAAAGGCUUGGUGGUGGACAUGGCGGUGAAGAAGACAAGCAUCAAGAUCCCCAGCAACCGCUACAACGAGCUGAUGAAGGCCAUGAACAAGUCCAACGAGCACGUGCUGGCAAUGGGCGCGUGCUUCAACGAGCGUGCCGACUCGCACUUGGUGUGCGUGCAGAACGACGACGGCAACUACCAGACGCAGGCCAUCAGCAUCCAUCAUCAGCCGCGAAAAGUGACCGGCGCGUGUUUCUUCGUGUUCAGCGGAGCCCUGAAGGCUUCGUCGGGCUUCUUGGCCAAAACUAGCAUUGUAGAAGAUGGUGUAUUGAUCCAGAUCACGGCAGACACAAUGGACGCUCUACGGCAAGCACUGAAGGAUAUGAAGGACUUCACCAUCACAUGCGGUAAAGCAGAGCAAGAGGACAACCAGGACUUGGUGCAUGUCCAGUGGACAGAUGACGACCAUGACUUCAACAAGGGCGUUAUCAGUCCUAUCGACGGCAAGUCGAUGGAGUCCAUAGCCAGCGUGAAGAUUUUCCACGGCUCCGAGUUCAAGGCCAACGGCAAAGUGAUCCGCUGGACAGAGGUGUUUUUCCUCCAGAGCGACGAUCAGCCCAACGGCCUGAGCGACCCGGCCGACCACAGCCGCCUGACAGAAAACGUGGCGCGGGCCUUCUGCAUGGCGCUGUGCCCACACCUCAAGCUGCUCAAGGAGGACGGCAUGGCCAAGCUGGGCCUGCGCGUCACGCUCGACUCAGACCAGGUGGGUUACCUGGCAGGGAGCAACGGGCAGCCUCUUCCUCCUACGUACCUGAGCGACCUGGAUAGCGCGCUAAUUCCCGUCAUCCACGGCGGAGCCUGCCUGCUCAGCGAGGGCCCUGUGGUCAUGGAGCUGGUUUUCUACAUCCUGGAGAUCAUCUCCUAAAAACUCAAGGUGGCUUUUCCAAAUGUGAGUUGAGUCCGAUUUGACUGUCAGGUGGCGUCAUGUAGCUCCAAAGACUUAUGGCCAAGCACUUGGAUCUUGCUGACUACAGCAGAUGCACCAGAUGCCCUUUUUUAUUUUAUUUCCCCCCCCCCUCUUGCACCCGGUGCUCAGUGCCUGCUUUUUUGGGUUGAUUUCAUCGCAAAAGCUUUACCACUCAAUCACCACAUGCAUUGACUCUAUGUACAUUUUGUAUGUGUGUUGGCAGAAGAAGCAGCUUGUAGCCUCCAGAGAUUACACACACACACAUACAAAUACACAAACACACACACAAAACAAUCACAACAAUGCUGAUGAUUAGACUACAGUUUCCAAUGCUUUAUUACUCAUCAGCCGUUUGGAGGGAAAAAGCGAGACAAACACUGUUUCGAUGUUGUCUUAAUCACAAAGAUGUAAAAAAUAUAUACAUAUAUCUAUAUAUAUAUAUAUAAAAAAAUGAAAUAAAAUGCAGAAACAGUGCACUGGAUUCUAAGCCAUCUCUGGGAGUGUUUGUGAAGCUGUAAGACGAAGCUUGAAUGUGUUGUAUAGUUUAUGGAAAGUUCGUCUGCCCUGCGACAUGGACCUGGCUGAAACGCUGUGAGAAUGUAUCCCUUACCUUUUUAUGUUUCUGUACAGCUUCCAUCUUGAGAAGGACUUUAUUAAAGCCAAAUUGCCGUCAGAAUCUCCACUCGCCAAGACAAUCAGGUGCUUACUCAUGUCUGCUGUGUCGAUCCAACUCCGUAUGUCCACUCCAAUCAUCACGGAUUAGCAUGUAGCAUUUGAGCUAUCUGUUUCUUUGCAUGCACACAGUCUACAACCAUGAAGGGGAAAUAAAAGGUCAGCUUUGCAUUUGCAUAUUGUUUAAAAAUAUUUUUCUAUGAUCUGAAAUAUCCAUUCGAAAAAGGUCCAGAGCCCUGUAUAUCUCCUCUACCUUUCACAAUAUGAAAAUAUAAAUAUUAUAUUCUACAAAAAUGAGUAGUUUGUCAAAUAAAUGUAAAACUAUUUAAACAUGUAAUAUUUCUUUUUUAGCAUCCUUUUGGGAUAGAAAUGUUUUAUGUUGGAAAAAUCACUUAUUUUAUGGGACGUGGAAGGAAAGACUACAAAAUCAGUCAGUGGAUGGAUAAAGAACUGUUAGACCAGAAGCAUAUGGAUGGUAGUUUGUUCUGUUAAUUUGCGCUGGUCAGGUGAUUUGUUUUCACUCCAAAUCCAUUCAUGCAUAAAUUAAACCUGAGUUGUAUACUUACA
This is a messenger RNA of Syngnathus acus (greater pipefish), 5605 nucleotides long. RefSeq names its product zinc finger, FYVE domain containing 9a (gene zfyve9a). Lineage: Eukaryota; Metazoa; Chordata; Actinopteri; Syngnathiformes; Syngnathidae. Gene Ontology annotation, biological process: endosomal transport. The transcript is spliced from 19 exons. Gene Ontology annotation, molecular function: metal ion binding. Gene Ontology annotation, cellular component: early endosome membrane. Bases 1013 to 4324 code for a protein of 1103 amino acids. The record is from RefSeq and is a predicted model, not a curated record.